CAUUCAGGUCCUUGAAAAAACUAGAAUGAAAAACACGAGGUUGAAUAGCAUUUAUCAGCAAAAGCAAGAUAAUGAUAUUGCUAUGUACACUAGCACAAAACAAGAGUUGGUUAGUGUGGAAUUGCAGGCUAUUAUAUCUGCUAAUCACGGAUUCAAGGAUGGUGAUCAAAGAAAACACCAAGAAAAAUCUUUGAUAAAUAAUUCACCUGGGAGCCUUUCAGGAAAUGGAAACGGAUCCGUUUUCAUUAGCCUCUACAACUACAAUUAUAGCAUACAAUAUCCUGCUACUACUACCUAUGGAACACCGGUUCGUCCCUAUUCUUCUCCGUUCAGGCCUCCUUCUGUAUUUGGUAACAAGAGGGCUGUGUUAUUUGGAAUCAGUUAUGCUAAUACAGCGGCACCGAGGAAGCUUAGAGGUUCCGCGAACAAUGCUAAGUGCAUGAAACAGUUUCUGAUUGACAAGUUGGGAUUUCCGAGCAAUUCCAUUUACAUGCUAACAGAUGAUUCGGAGGAGAAAAACACGACCCCGACAAAAAGUAACAUGCGAAUGGCGAUGAAGUGGUUGGUUGAGGGCUGCAAACCAGGAGACUCUUUGGUGUUUUACUUCUGCGGACACGGAUCAAGGGUUAAAGAUCGUAACCGAGAUGAGGCUGACGGGUACGAUGAAGCGAUAUGUCCAGUUGAUUACGAGCACGAGGGGAUGAUACUCGAUGACGAAAUCAAUGCUACAAUUGUUAGGCCUCUACCUCAUGGAGCCAAACUUCAUGCCCUUGUUGAUGCAUCCUUUAGCGGGACAAUUCUCGACUUGUCAUUCGUGUGCAAGACAAACUGGUUUGGUUCUCUUGGAUGGAAAGAUCAAAGACACCGGAGAGCUGGCUACAAAGGCACAAGAGGAGGGCUAGCCGUUUGUAUUUCAGCCUGCGACGACGAUGGAAAUGCAGCAAGCAAAUCGGCCUUGACUUACAGUUUCCUCCAAGUCAUGCAAGACGUACCGAAAUUGACAUAUGGCCGAUUGCUCAAUGCGAUGCUCUUUACAAUCCAUUGGGCUAAAGCAGGAAAGUAUGAGCUAAAAGGCCAAGAUCUUGCCGGAAACACUUGGCAACAACAGCAUGCUCAUGAGCCGCAACUUUCGUCUUCUGAGAAGUUUGAUGUUUCUACCAAGUUAUUUCUAAUAUGACACAUAAAUAAUAGUCCUGAUGAAGAAAACGUGUGUAGGAAUAGGUGAGGUUAAUCCUGCUGUACCGAUAAUAAUUUGAACAAAUAAAUAAAUUAAAUAUAACCACAAGUGUCGGUGCAGGUGUAUGACCCUGACACGGACACGGAUACGCCGUUUUUCAGAGGUGUCCGUGCUACAUAGCUAACCAAUAUAGGACUAUUAUCCACACUAUUCACACUUAUACAUUCUCAACAUAUCUUUGUCAUCAUGCUCUUUGUUGCAUUUUGUUUCGUGUAAUUUUGCUACUGUUGAUUUUUCAAAUAUGGCAUAAGCGUCCUCGUCACCCAAACUCAUGUACUUCUUGAGUUAGUGAGAUAUGGUGUUCUUGGUAAUAAAUAUUCUUCUUUUUUU
Messenger RNA from Lathyrus oleraceus (garden pea), 1567 nucleotides. RefSeq names its product metacaspase-1. Gene Ontology annotation, cellular component: cytoplasm. The record is from RefSeq and is a predicted model, not a curated record. NCBI's taxonomy places the organism in Eukaryota, Viridiplantae, Streptophyta, Magnoliopsida, Fabales, Fabaceae. The transcript has 5 exons. Gene Ontology annotation, molecular function: cysteine-type endopeptidase activity. Gene Ontology annotation, biological process: proteolysis. The coding region runs from base 26 to 1177 and encodes 383 amino acids.